AAAAAAAAAAAAAACAUUGCCACACUUUUGUGAGUCAUUGUAUAAGUUUAAUUGUUAUUCCUUUAUCAAGGCAUAUUUUAUACCAAAGCAAAAAAAGGGGAUAAAUUCAACAAGACAGCAUCUAUUUGAACAUGUGUGGUUAAUAUGUGUAUAUAUAAAAUGAUUUCAUUACUUUUGUUGUCUAUUUUUUGUUGUCAAAUAAAUCAUCAUUUUCAUGUCAUGUUUAGUGUUUGUUGUAUAGGGUUGAUGAUAAUGUUGUCAAAUAAUAAAAAUACAUCUGUUAUAAUAUUAUAUGCUUAUCAUAUACACAUAUUUUUUUUUUUUACUAUAAAAUAUCUCUCUUCUUCUAUAAAUGAUACUAGAAUAUUACAUGUAUGCAUUUUCU
Messenger RNA from Cokeromyces recurvatus, 385 nucleotides. RefSeq lists its product as uncharacterized. The transcript has a single exon. NCBI's taxonomy places the organism in Eukaryota, Fungi, Mucoromycota, Mucoromycetes, Mucorales, Mucoraceae. The record is from RefSeq and is a predicted model, not a curated record. The annotation marks the transcript as partial.